Messenger RNA from Pararge aegeria (speckled wood butterfly), 4851 nucleotides. RefSeq names its product 5'-3' exoribonuclease 1 (gene pcm). Gene Ontology annotation, molecular function: RNA binding; 5'-3' RNA exonuclease activity. The record is from RefSeq and is a predicted model, not a curated record. Gene Ontology annotation, biological process: nuclear-transcribed mRNA catabolic process; rRNA catabolic process. The transcript is spliced from 32 exons. Lineage: Eukaryota; Metazoa; Arthropoda; Insecta; Lepidoptera; Nymphalidae. Bases 253 to 4791 code for a protein of 1512 amino acids. Gene Ontology annotation, cellular component: nucleus.
AAUGGUGAACAGGUGAAGAGUCGUUGCUUGGUUUACGAAUAUCAUUUAAUUGAUUAGUGAAUUAUUUCAGAAAUAUGUGGUAUAACAUCAAGAAAACGAUUUAAAUCUUACUUCAGCAUUAUAAACCUCAUAAUAUUUUUCUGUUGUUUGAGAGAAAACAGUGUUGCGUGGACUGUAACACUUUUUAAAAAUUAAGGUUAUUGUUCUAAAUAAACAGAUUUUUGCUGAUUAUUUUCAAAGUUCUAAAUAAAAAUGGGUGUCCCGAAGUUCUUUAGGUACACAAGUGAAAGGUAUCCUUGCCUUAACGAACUGGUUAAGCAGUAUCAGAUACCAGAUUUUGACAUCAUGUACUUAGACAUGAACGGUAUAAUCCACAACUGCUCUCAUCCUGAUGAUUCCGAUCCGCACUUCCGUAUCACUGAGGAGAAAAUAAUCAAAGACAUAUUCCAUUAUAUCAGUAUACUGUUUCAAAUCAUUAAGCCUAAGAAGUUAUUCUUUAUGGCUAUCGAUGGUGUAGCGCCAAGAGCUAAGAUGAACCAGCAGAGAGGACGGAGAUUUAGAUCUGCAAGGGAAGCUGAAAGCUUGGAAGAAAAAGCUAAAGCAAAAGGUGAAGUUUUACCUACUGAAAAAAGAUUUGACAGUAAUUGCAUCACACCAGGAACCGUUUUCAUGGCGCGUUUACAUGAACAGCUGCAAUAUUUUGUUAAGUCAAAAAUGUCUACUGAUCCUCUUUGGUCUAAAGUCAAAGUUAUACUUUCUGGUCAUGAGACCCCUGGCGAAGGAGAGCACAAGAUAAUGGACUACAUACGUUGGGCGCGCUCACAACCAGAGUACGAUCCGAACACUAGACACUGCCUGUAUGGCUUGGAUGCGGAUCUUAUUAUGCUGGGCAUGUGCACACACGAACCUCAUUUCGCACUUCUCAGGGAAGAGGUGAAGUUCGGCAAGACAACUCAACGUGCAACAAGUCCCGAAGAAACAAACUUCUAUCUACUCCACCUGUCUCUAAUGAGGGCGUAUUUAGAGCAAGAGUUCAUAUCUAUAAAGAACAGCUUGCCUUUCCCGUACGAUAUAGAGAAAAUAGUGGAUGACUGGGUGUUGAUGGGUUUCCUCGUGGGAAACGACUUUAUACCGCAUUUACCUAAUAUGCAUAUAAAUAAUGACGCAUUACCUCUAUUGUAUAAGACGUAUAUGAACGUACUUCCUACUUUGGACGGUUACAUAAAUGAGGCUGGUGACUUAAACCUCGGUAGGUUUGAAAUAUUCAUGCAGGAGCUGGCAAAGAUAGAUAAGGAAAAGUUUCAAGACACGUACGCAGAUCUUAAAUAUUUCGAGGGGAAAACUGGCAGACGGCCUAAUGCUAUGGAGCGGAAAGAGUACAAACCUAACAACGACGACACUUUUAACGUGAACAUAGAUGAUAUAAAGGCAAACAAACCUGACGAUGAAUUGCAAGCCCUUAUCAAUGCGACGCAGGAAAUGUAUAUGGAUGAUAUGGAGAAUGAUGAGGAAUAUGACGACACUAGUGAUGAGGAGGCAACAAUGGAAAUGGAGUUUAAGUUACAUAAAAAGGACUACUAUAUGAAUAAAUUAGAUUAUUCGAAAGUAACAGACGAAGUGCUAGCGGACCAAGCGGAGGGCUAUGUCCGCGCGAUACAGUGGAAUCUCUUCUACUACUACAAGGGAUGCCCUUCUUGGUGUUGGUACUACCCCCACCACUACGCCCCGUACAUAUCAGACAUAAGAGAUUUCAAAGAUCUACAAUUUGAAUUCGAACUGGGGGAACCGUUCAAGCCGUUUGAGCAGCUCUUAGCGGUGCUUCCAGCAGCCAGUAAGCAUUUAUUACCGACACCGUUCCACGACCUCAUGACCGAUGAAGACUCUCCGAUAGUGCAUUACUACCCGUUGAACUUUGAGACCGAUCUCAACGGCAAGAAGAACGAUUGGGAGGCUGUGGUGUUAAUACCAUUCAUUGACGAGACUAAUCUCUUAUCGGCAAUGUCACCAUGCUAUCAGAGGCUAACUGAAGAGGAACUGAAACGAAAUAUGCACGGACCUAUGCUUGUUUAUAAUUGGACACCAGAAAACUUGGGUCAAAUAGUAGCGCCGCAAUACUUCCCACCAAUAGCAGUAAGUCACGCAGUUGAAACGGCAGUCUGGAGAACAGAACUAGAUGUUUCCGAUGACCAGCUGAUACGAGGAAUGCUGCCUAAUGUCGACCGGGACAUACUUUAUCCUGGAUUCCCCACUAUGCGGUAUAUGGACUUUAAGACAACAAUAAAGAAAUGCAAAGUGAAAGUAUUCGACCAGCCCUCGCGCAACGAGAGUAUGAUCAUAGAACUAAUACCUGCCGAGAACACAGAUCCGCCGCUCGAGUUAGUUGCUGAAAAACUGCUGGGGAAAAUUAUUUGGGUGGGCUGGCCACAUCUGACGCGUGCCAAAAUAAUAUCAGUUUCCAACGAGAAGAAACGUCUACACCACUUUGACAAGCAGAACAACAAUGUCAACGGAGUGAGAUUCUCGACGGAAGUAAACAUGGGCAACCUGCACAAACAGUGGAUAUCGGAGCGAUCCACUAUUAUUGAACACAAUAUGAAUCGCCUCGGAAUUGAGCUCGGUGAUGUAAACGUCAUAAUUCACGCAGUUAACCUGAGAGGUUACAAAUACGCAAUACAAGACAACGUAACGAUGGUGAUGGAGGAGGAAUGGUGUAAAGUGGCCUGUGGUUACGCGUUACAAGGCGUGGUUUCUGCCGUGGCCACGCAAAUAAGGCCGCCAUCAAAGUUCCUGACUCCAAGAGAAGCGUAUCCGCCCGGCGAUCACUGUUUCCUGCUGACGAACGGACAGUAUUAUGGUUGUUUGGCCACGGUGGUAAGCUCGGAAGCAAUACGAAGUGGUCGGAUAAAAGUGACCGUACAGGAGAGUGUCGAGCCAACUCCCACUGUGCACGCGGCCGCUAGUCCGUACCGCUCCGCACACCACGCGGCCGCUGCUUGCGGUCUAUCAACACACACGUUAUCUCGGAUCACGGGGACUGUGCUGGUGGUGAUGGGUGAGAGAAACGACCUCCCCACUGAGACCCAGAACAAAGUCAACGUUGGACUGAAUCUUAAGUUCAACAAAAAGAAUCAAGAAGUAUCAGGCUACACUCGUCGCUGCAAGCUCACAAACGCUUGGCUGUAUUCAGAGCGUUGUAUCGAGCUAGUGAAGGCAUAUGUGAGGCAGUUCUCCGACCUGUUUGACAAACUGAUCUACUCGAUGAACAACGAUAUAUUCUUCGAGAGUGAUUUGUGGCCUGAUGAAAUAGGACAAAGCAAACCCCAGGAGAUAGUUAAAUGGAUCAAGAGCCAGCCCCACAGUACGGCGAUGCGAAGGGAAUGCGGCUCUGAUGCACUCGAGCCUGAGGAGAUGAAGGUGCUGUUUAGUACUCUCCACCAACAGCUAACGCAAUUGAAGAGUCUCGAAAAGAGCGUCACGCUGCACGUCAAGUGGAACCUGCUCUAUAAGCCGGAACUUCACGAAGGCAACAUCCAACCGGACCCAAAGGCCGACUUCAAAAUGUACGACCGUGUUAUCUGUGUCGCUCGUAACAUUACCGUACCGCUGGGUGCCAAGGGCACCAUAACAGCAGUGUACCAACCUUCAGACGGCAACACCGUGAGACUGUCAGACAAACUGAACGCGCAGCCAACCUACCAAGUGAUGUUCGAUGAACCUUUCUCCGGAGCGCAAACUGAGGAUUUGUUUGAAGAAGCAAGGUUUUAUAGGAUGCUACCAACCAACAUGUUGAACAUAUCCUUCGGUCGGAAGUUGCGGGACUCUGUGAGCUGUGCGGAAACUCAGCCCUUCACAUACACAAGACCUACCAUCUUACGCAGAGACGACGGCCAUAACUCUGCUUUCGCCAGCUACAGUCCACCAAGAGAAAUCUCACCGGGAACAGACAACAUCAAAAACGGAACACAACAGGAUAAUGCAACGAGUUUAUUAAAAAGCCUGUUGAAGAUAAGCGAAAACGAACCGGAAACUAAACACAAAAACAAGACGCGGAACCCGCCUGAGCCGAAUUCGAGCUGGCGCGUCAAGAAUGAUACGCCGCAAACAUCAACGCCUACGAAAGCACCGAACUGGCGCGCGCACGCGAAAAACGAAACCUCGUACAAUGCAGUGCCGCCUUCGGACAAUAAUGACGUGGCAAGUGGUGGAUAUAAGAAUCAACCGCCAAUGCCGCCAUACCCAACGUUUGCCCAACCGUUCCAAGGCCCGGGACCAAGCCAAUCACCGUUCCCGCAGCUAAACUAUCCACGCAACCAGUUCGGUUACCAGGACCGCAACCACGUGCCGCCGCGCAACCAACAGAGCAACCAUAGCUAUAACAGCAACCAGAGCAUGUUCAGCAACCAGCCGACCGGCAACCAGGACAAUUUCGGCAACCACGCGUUCCCUAAACACCUUCCGAAUGUCAACCCAGCUGUGACCUUGGGACCUGCGUGGAUAAAGGGGCAGAGCUUACGAACUGUUGAGAAUUCCAAUCCGUCUAUGCCUAACCAGAGUGCGAACGGUGAAAAGUUCAACAAUCCCUUUAUUCCUCUACAAGCGCAAACUAGGCGACAAAACUCAAGCGGUACUUCAUCAAGGCAAGAUCUGGAAACCCUUCCAGCGCCUAACCCCGCGCCGACGCAAUCACAGCCCAUGGCUCAACAAGUUCAGAAACAGCAACAGGCAACGUCGAAACCGCAAAGGAAGAAGAAAACUAGAAUAGCGGCAAAUCUACCCUUCCAAUUGGAUUAGUGUACUGUAAUAAAUGACAUGACAAUCAAAUGAUAAAAUAAAUGUACAUUAUACACAUGA